Messenger RNA from Cercocebus atys (sooty mangabey), 1023 nucleotides. RefSeq names its product pollen-specific leucine-rich repeat extensin-like protein 1. Gene Ontology annotation, biological process: chromatin organization. Gene Ontology annotation, cellular component: chromatin; nucleus. The record is from RefSeq and is a predicted model, not a curated record. The transcript has 4 exons. NCBI's taxonomy places the organism in Eukaryota, Metazoa, Chordata, Mammalia, Primates, Cercopithecidae. Gene Ontology annotation, molecular function: nucleosomal DNA binding.
AUGUUUAACGUUCUCAGUGUCUACAAGUUAGUUGUUGCGUUGCUGCUUUAUGGAGGAGGGACCAGAGAGGCAGGCAGUUCAGCUGUUGUUGACCCAAGGCUGACUGGCCGUGGACUGCUGGCCCCUUACUGCCAGCCCAGUGUGGGUCCCUAUGCCCCCAAAGCCCACAGCAGAAUUUCUGCAAAGCCAUCUGUGCCGCUAGUCUCGACGCUGCAGCCAAGAGCGAGACCCCAGAGUCUCGGAGUCUGCGGGGCGCUCCUGGAAGAUGCGUUCCACCACCAGCCAGGCGGGUGGGUGAGCGGCGGCGCAGCUGCUGGCGCGGGCGGCGCGCGUGCACGGGGAAAGCGCGGCCGCGGCCAGGGACGGUGGGCGCCCGGGGCCCGGGUAGCCGACGCAGGCGAGUCUCCUAGAAGCCCCGGCAGAGGAAGUGGCGAGGACCAGAGCGGGGAAACCGGGCCGCCCCCGCCGCGGAGCGACUGCGCCUCCAGCAGCGUCCCGGGCACGCUCGCUCCCUGCAAUGUGCUCGUCCUUCGCGAAGAACGUCCUGGGAGGCCCCGCCAGAGACUGCCCCCGCGCCCCCACGACCUCAUGGCCAGUGCUGUUAAAAUCAAGCACACCCCGCAGCGAGUAGAGGAACGGCUGGGAAAAGCCACAUUGUGUUCUUGUCCUUACCUACCCGCCCCCCAGCCCCACGGCUCUUCCCCUAAGUGCGUCCAGCGCCUACGUCCCGCCGCCGUUGCCGCCACCACCGUGCCCUAGAGAAAGGCUGAAGGUGAUGCUAAAGGAGAUAGAGCCAAGGUGAAGGACGAACCACAGAGAGGAUCCACGAGGUUGUCUACUAAACCUGCUCCUCCAAAGCCGGAGCCCAAACCUAAAAAGGCCCCCGCAAAGAAGGGAGAGAAGGUACCCAAAAGGGAAAAGGGAAAAGCUGAGGCUGGCAAGGAGGGGAGUAACGCCGCAGAAAAUGGAGAUGCCCAAACAGAUCAGACACAGAAAGCUGAAGGUGCUGCAGAUGCCAAGUGA